Molecule: messenger RNA, 1078 nt
Organism: Stylophora pistillata
Lineage: Eukaryota; Metazoa; Cnidaria; Anthozoa; Scleractinia; Pocilloporidae
Product: integral membrane protein GPR180
Biological process (GO): G protein-coupled receptor signaling pathway; response to pheromone
Source: RefSeq, a predicted model, not a curated record
AGAACGUUGCGCGGUGUUUUCAGCUCUCGUUCGGCCCGACUGUAUCAGGGUCAGUAUCUGACCAAGUUCUGCUUUUACGUAGAUCCCCGGUUGUUAAAGGCUACACUCUUUACAACCAAACCCUGGUAUCUGUUCGACAACAUCAUUAUUUAGGUGUUUUGCUGUCUAGUGAUCUGCGGUGGAACACUCAUGUGGACAAGAUUGCUAAAAAGGGGAACUCUUCACUUGCGUUUGUGAAAAGGAACUUGUAUGCCUGCUCUGAAGAAACUAAACGUGCAGCUUAUGUAUCACUUGUCAGGCCACAUUUAGAGUAUGCGUCUGCAGUAUGGGAUCCUUAUAGACAGAAUCAAGUGGAGAAACUAGAAGCUAUCCAAAGUCGCGCAGUGACGCCAUGGUUACUUUUAAGUUGAACACAACCUCAAGUGGGACGCUGUAUUUUUUUCUCGAUGAGAAAUGGCCAUUGGUGGAGCAAACAUCACAGUGUCAGAACAAGCUCGAUAUGGCCCAGUAUUCAUUUGCACUUGAAACUGCAUCAGGUGAAAAUAAGUUUUCUGCAUGGGAUGAGCCAAAGGUGUGGCAUGUUCUGUUUGCGGAUUCUGUGACAUGUGACCCCAGUGUGCCAGCUCUUGAUGAUGUUGCUUUCACAUUGGAAAUGCUCAACCCUGAUUCUGGAGGAAAACCAACAAAUCACUGUGGCUGUGAUGAGACAGGCAUACUUUCGUUCUAUGAGGUGCUGGCAUUUCUUUACUUUGCUGGAGCAAUAGCCUAUGGUCAGCGUCUGUGGCAGACCAUACAGAAAGGAGGACCCAUGCACUUGGUGAUCAAAAUGCUGUCAAUAGCCCUGAUCUACCAAGGCACAGGACAUUUUCUCACUCUCAUUCAUAUCUACAGAUAUUCAAAGGAUGGUGAAGGCUAUCCUCUUCUUGAUAAUCUCUCCACAGGUAAAAAUUGUGAGAGAAAGUUACUCUAAUUCUAGUGUACUUGUUUCACUUGAGUUGCUUUCAUUGCCAUUCCUAAGAAUAGAGAAACAUUAUGAGCAUUCCGCAAAGCAAAUAAGCUCAUAACCUUUUAACACCUA